Messenger RNA from Adineta ricciae, 651 nucleotides. NCBI's taxonomy places the organism in Eukaryota, Metazoa, Rotifera, Eurotatoria, Adinetida, Adinetidae. The record is from the annotation of a GenBank genome assembly.
AUGUCGUCUAACGAACGAUUAGCAAGAAAUCUUAGUGUACCUAUCAACCCCAAUCCGAAUUCAGCAUCUCAACCCUCAGACAAGCCAAGUUCUUGGAAAGCAUUUCGACAAACUGCUUGCUUUAAAUAUACUAAAUAUACUCUGAUUAUCAUUUAUGCUUUGAAUAUCGUUGCCUGGGGUGGAAUGUUAUUUCUUAUCUUAGUUGGUGCUGCGAAUAAUACAAUGCCAGAUGAACAAACACGAAAGACAUGGAUUGAGAUUGACUCUCAGAUUCUAAAUGCCUUAUUUUGCGUCACAGGCAUUGGUCUGAUCCCAUGGCGUGUACGUGAUCUGUAUCAAAUCUAUCGAGAAAAACAUCGACAUAAAGUUCUUCAUCGUCAUUCUUAUACAGAUGAUUUAAGAUGGAUUCGAAUCAUCAUCUGGACUGACAUUGCGAAUUCUUUAUUUCAAAUUGGUAUGGCUGUUUGUAUGUGGUCGAUGGAUAUGUAUAAACGGCCGUCUUGGCUAGUCGGAUUGUUUGUUGGAUUAGGGUGUGUAUCAGGAAUGUUUUCUGGUCUCGCUCGGUUCUUUCUCGGAAAACGGACGAAAAAGAGAACAAAAGCUGAACAAGAUCAUGCGAAUAUAAUCGAUGGGAAUGGUAGUGAAGUGUAA